AUGAACUUCUUCCUCCAAACUAACCAAGAUAAGUUAGUGUUAGUAAAGUUUUUUACUACGUGGUGUCUUCCUUGUCAAGAAUUACAAAAAAAUUUAGAAGAUUUGUUAAGAGAAAGAAAAGAUUUGUUAGUUUUAGAAGUUGAUGCAGAAAAAUUUAGUAAGAUAGCGCAAAGUUCAGAAUUUGCAGUACGUUCGGUACCUACUCUUUUUCUUUUUUACAACGGGCCCGUUGGUGAAGCGAUUAACACACAUGCCUUUCACGCAUGCAUGACGGGAAUUUACGAAAAUUCCUCAACUUUUAAGUGUGGAGGUGUAGUUCAAUUGGUAGAACAUCGGCCUUCAGAUCCGAUUGUUGUGGGUUCGAGUCCUGCCACCUCUGCCAGUUUACGUCUUUUUGCCCAGAUGUGCGGAAUUGGUAGACGGGUUCUGUGGUAUAGUGGUAACACUCCUCCCUGUCACGGAGGUGUCGCGGGUUCGAUUCCCGUCAGGACCGCCAUUUUCGACAGAGAAAAGGAACUUAAACAUGGGGAUGUUAUUUAUCGCUUAACUGAUAAAAAAAGUUCUUCUGGAUAUUACCGUUGCAAAAAUGACGCUAUUUCUCGGUAUAUCUAUGAUAAACCUUCUUUUAUUGAUAAUGCUAGCAAAGAGAGAAGAAUAAAAUAUUCUAAGUUACCAGAUUUGGUAGAUUGUGUAAUUUCAAAAGAUAUCAGUGGUAUAGAUGGUAAACUUGAUAUAAAAAUACAAGAUAAAAGUGCUUCUGGAUCUCCUGUGGCACAAGCGUUUACACCCAAAGUGCUUAAAAUGUUUAUUGAGUUUGGUAAAAAUGAUACUAUUGAAGCUGAUGAAAUAAUAACUUUCCCUUCUCCUUCUCCUAAUAAAGAUAAAACGUUUUGA
This is a messenger RNA of Ambispora leptoticha, 894 nucleotides long. Lineage: Eukaryota; Fungi; Glomeromycota; Glomeromycetes; Archaeosporales; Ambisporaceae. The record is from the annotation of a GenBank genome assembly.